AUGGAUGUUUCUAUUCAAAUUCGCAAUUAUAUUAUUGAAAAUAAUUUACUAACAGUUCCUCAACUUUAUGAAAAUAUCAAAAAUGAAAAAUUGAUGGAUUUUUACAUAUCACACGGCAUCAAAUUUAUUAUUGCAGACAAUCAAUUGGAAUCAGCUCGAUUAUACUUGGAAAAUAAUUCCAGUUUCAAGCUUCUUUAUCAAGAUCAAUAUAUGCUAGCAUUUGUAACUCCUUUAUUAUUUUUACUUUCAAAUAAGUAUUUAAAAAUGAAUGGAACUCAAGAUGUUAAAACAAUUUUAAUGGAUAAAGAUCACGAACAUCUUACAGCUGCAAGUAGAAUUUGGACUGAAGCUAAGAUUCAGUUAUAUUAUUGGCAUGUAAUUUGUCCAAUUAAAAAAAAACUUACAAGCACUGGAAUUACGCACAAUUAUUAUGAUUCUUAUAAUGCACAUUCGCUUUGCUCAAUUAUCGAUCCUACAUGGCAACCAGAUAGACGAAGUCAUGCAAUGAUUAAUUGCACAAAUCAGGAACAAUUGCUAAAUGAAAGGGAUAAAGUUUAUUGCAAAAAAAACUUUUAUAAAAAAAUUCUUCAGCUUAUUCAAGUUCAUUUUUUAUGGCAUCCAAUGAUACCUAUAAAAUGCCUGCCAAACUUGUUAAAUAUAAACCAAAUUUGGAUUAAAAGCAUUAAAGAACAAUAUACUUUUUGUUAUCAAAAUGAUCUUAAACAUGUUUGGGCCUAUUUAUGGUCUGAGUGGUACCACCCUGAAGCAUGGAAGUUAUGGGCUCGUGCAUCAAGUUCCCAACUUAAUAUUUUGCGAACUAUGAUGACUAUUAAAACAAUUGUCUAUAAUGAUGACCCUCAAGUUGAUAAUCAAGAAAUAUCGAUCGAAAUUAUUAAUUCAAAUGAAAAUCAAAAUGUCAGUAUAGUUAAUUUAGAUGAAAAUCAAGAUAUCGAUAUAGAUGUCAACAAUCAAGAUAUAAUCUUGUACCAGACCC
Racocetra fulgida is the source of this 994-nucleotide messenger RNA. The record is from the annotation of a GenBank genome assembly. Lineage: Eukaryota; Fungi; Glomeromycota; Glomeromycetes; Diversisporales; Gigasporaceae.